Molecule: messenger RNA, 3317 nt
Organism: Puntigrus tetrazona (Sumatra barb)
Lineage: Eukaryota; Metazoa; Chordata; Actinopteri; Cypriniformes; Cyprinidae
Product: protein phosphatase 1 regulatory subunit 37
Exons: 11
Coding region: 1-1458 (485 amino acids)
Molecular function (GO): protein binding
Source: RefSeq, a predicted model, not a curated record
AUGAUAGGGCACUCAGAGGAAGAGGCAACAUCUCAGUCCACGAAGGAGGGCAGAGAAAAACGUGUAUCAUUUCCCCCAGAUGAGCAGAUGGUGUCUGACUUUGUGGAGAGAAAGGCAGAACUUCAAGAGGCUGACAGUCUCACUUUGACAGAUAUAAUUCUGGCCUACAAGCAGAGCUGUGAAAAGCACCAUGUGAAACCAAACCCAAAGGCUCUUGAUCAAUUAAAGCAAAUUACUUGUGUUACUGACAGAGCCAGGUGUUUUGACCUGUCAGCAAAUGCGUUUGGUAGAGAGAGGGUCACCCAAAGUGUAAAUAGUGGUAUCUCCAUUUUGAUUGCUUUUCCAGGUGAGCGGUUAGAUUAUUGCUCCUGCGAAUCUCUUGAAGAGAUCCUGAAAUCAGUGCAAUUUGAUUUUAUCAGUCUGCAGGGGGCCGAGCUUGAGGAAAAUGGAGCAUCAUCUUUGCUAGAUAUGUUUUUAUACUACGAGUCAGCUACACACCUCGAUGUGUCCUCAAACUCAGGCAUGGGAUUCUCAGGUUGGCUGUCGCUGUCACACCUCCUCCGACAGAGUGGAUGCCUGUGGAGGCUGGAUGCUUGCAACUUGCCUAUGGUGGACUACGCCGCGCAGGCCUUGUCAAAAGCCCUUCUCACCAGCAGGCUGACAGUGCUACACCUUGAAAACACCUGCCUGAGCGGCAAGCCUCUCUUCACACUUGUCGGUGCUCUGAAAAGGAACGUCGCUUUACAGGAGCUUUACCUCUGUGAAAACAAGCUCAACGCCUACCAGGACUCCAUGCAACUUGGCGACCUCCUCAAAUAUAACAGCACUCUUAAAACCUUGGACCUGAGCAACAAUACUGUGUCUGACUCAGGUUUGGAAGAGAUUUGCGAUGCUUUAAGCUCUCAGAAGACUGGCUUGAGAACGCUGAUACUGAGUAACAAUCACAUCACUCAUCUUGGCAUGAACCAUCUACAGAAUGUUCUGCCUCGCUUAAAAACGCUCGAAACGUUGAACCUUGGCAAAAACAACCUUGAGAACAGAGGAGUUCACACGUUAAAGGAGUCCCUCAUGAUCAAUCGCUCUUUAUUGCAACUUGGCCUAGCCUCCACAGGAAUAACAUGCGAGGGUGCUGUGACUUUGGCUGAGAUCCUUGCCGAGAGUCCACAGAUUCAGCGUUUGGACGUACGGCAGAACCAGGUGCUUGCUGGGGGCCUCAUGGCUCUGUCGUUGGCCCUAAAGAUCAACCAUUCACUCAUCAGACUGGACCUGGACCAACAUCUGAAAGAGGAAAAGGAAGACUUUCUGGUCCAAACGCAGAAGAUGCUGCUGAACAGGAUCUCCGAUCUGUGUGCGACAAACGCGUCGACCGCCAAGGGUACGGCUUUGCGGCCUGCUUCUCCAGACCCAGCCGACUGCACCGAGACCACCUAUCCGCUCCCCACCCAAACAGCUGACUAGAAGACAUAUAAGCAUAAUAAUUCUAUGGCAAAUAACGAUAACCAUAAAACUCCAAAUCCUGGUAAUAAAGCCGAAGCCUCUCUCCCUAAUGAAACAGUGGCCCUCCUGCUGUUUCCUGCCUAAUGUUCCCACCGAGGCUUCCUCCACUUUCCAUAAAGCAAUUUUGCAAGCCCACUCCCAACGUGAAUCAUCUCGAAACGAAGAGAAGCCUCUCCCUCCAUCUCUCCUUGUGUCCCCGGAGGGUGACGCUGACUAAAUCUGUGUUGAUACAGAGGUGUGCUCUAAAUCCUGUUUGCUCGGGUUCCAUCUCCCCUAAUAUUCACACUCGUGUAUGAGGCCCCUUCCCUGCCUGCGUCUGCUAAUGUAGCGUAUCGUCGUCUGGAUGACAAGACGACAUCGGCGAGCGCCUCAAACUCCCUCACAUGUAUCGUUUACUGCUGGUGCAGAGAAUCACAAUGUGUGGGAAGGAGAACAUAUGUUAAAUUUAAGAAGCUGGGAUUUACCUCUGCGCGGGUCUUAGUUUACAUGCGCUACUCAACGCUAGCCAACAACAAAGGACGAAUGGCUUUUUCUUUCGGUUUAAGUCGCCGAUGCACAUGAAAAGGUGUUAUAUCUGAAAAUAUAGGCGUCUUUUGUGGAACUCGCACUAAAUACCAUCUGCCGCGUGUCUUUAAAUUCAAGGUAAUUAAGAGUAUGUUUGGUAAAUGAAAAACAACCUUUCUGAAUUGCAAUAAAUGAGAGUUUGAGCGGCGAGAUUGAGUUUGCAAAUUUGAUUUGAAAUUCCUUUAACAUUUCCACAGUCUGUAUGUAAUUAUGGUCUCUAAAAAUAAGCUUGUGCAUUUUUUAAUCAAUUAGAUUUAAUUUCUCCAACACAUGCCAUUAAUUCUAUACCAAUUAAUGGCGUUUACCUAUAAAUUGUUCAAAAAAUCUAACUUUAAACUGUAAAAAAUAAAUAAAUAAAAGCUGAAAAUAUAUUUCUUUUUUUUUAUUAUUUAAAAAUGAAUAAGUAAAGGCCUUUCCAAAAUAAGAAACGUCAGAAAGAUGAAUUGUUCCACACACGUUGCAUAUCAAAAACUUACAGUAUUCGCUCUCGGAGAUUUGAAUGCUUUUCUUGGCAAAUCCCAAAUUACUCAAAGAUUUCUUGAUUGACAGAUGAGGGGGGAUAACUGUAUUUAGCCAGGGACCAUCUUUCCUCGUCUGGCGUGAUUUGGGUCUCAUGGAGGAUUGGCCCCCCUGGUGUCUGGCCCCCUCCUCCUCUCGGCACGGGGCAGGGGCAGAUUGACAGAACAGCAUGGGGGCAAGCGCCGCUGUGCCAACAGCCCCCCCACGCUCUACCUGAUGUUUUUAACAAAGGCUUCCAUCUCACCAACUCCGCUGCCGAACAUCGCCCAGCCAGCUUCAACCCACCCCGGCUCUGGAACAAACAGACUUUGAAACCUGAUCGUAAGGAUGUUGGGAACAGAUGCACAGACGCUGGGAAUGAUGCGGCGUGUACGGCUGUACUCAAAGAUAAAAUGUCAAACAUUUUUCAGUCGGAGCCCAAGAAAUUGGACAGUUGUUAGUAAGCACCUGCUUGCAAUUGACAGAAGGCUAUUGGGGGCUUGUUUUCUAUGUUAUAUAAAUAGAGUUUUGUUUAGGAAGAGACUGGGGCUAGUUGUCACACUUUUUUUUUUUUUUUUUUUUUUUGUGAAUAUUUCAGUGUAGUUUUUUUUCCCCCCAAAAGUAAAUUUCCGUGGAGACACAAACACUGAUAUAAUCGCUUAAAAAAAGUAAUUUAACCAAAAGAAUGGCGAGUUGUCAUAUUAUGUGGGGAAAGUUGUCACAAUCAAAGCCAAGUAAAUAAUUGCUUAACAAAGUCA